UUCUCAAAAGAGAUGAUUGAUGCUCACAACCAGAAGCGACGGUUGCACCAGGACGUGCCAGACCUAGUAUGGAACCAGACAGUGUAUGAAUUUGCUCAGAGCUACGCUGAUAACUACACCUGUCCUGACAAUUUGGAGUUGGUUCACUCCACCUCCUCUGGCUAUGGCGAGAACUUGGCUGCUGGCUUCAGAAACUCAUCGUUGGUUGUUGAUGCCUGGUAUAACGAGAUCGAUGAUUUCCAAUACGAUAGAAUAGAUCAGUAUGACGAUGGAACGCUAUUGCAAAACUCAGACCCAGACAGACCCAUUGGCCAUUUCACCCAGUUGAUAUGGAAAGAUUCAACUCAGUUGGGUUGUGCCUACAAGCAAUGUCCAAAUUAUAUCUACUAUACUUGCAACUAUUAUCCAAGAGGUAAUUUA
Molecule: messenger RNA, 420 nt
Organism: Ascoidea rubescens DSM 1968
Lineage: Eukaryota; Fungi; Ascomycota; Saccharomycetes; Ascoideales; Ascoideaceae
Product: PR-1-like protein
Exons: 1
Cellular component (GO): extracellular region
Source: RefSeq, a predicted model, not a curated record